AUGCCAGUGGAAAGCCGGGAGAAUUCCACUGAACAUUGCAGGCGCCAAUUGCAGAAGAUCAGAGAACUUGCGCUUCUCCAGCCGCUGUUGGUGUUAUCACCGGGUACUCCAGCAGCGACCGAGCGACGACAAGUGCAGAAACUAAGGCGGCUCCUGAGGGCGGCGCGACGACUUUGCCCAGGUCAGUGGGAAGUGAGAGCUGCCAUGCAACUGCUGCAGUGGCACAUGGGGAUUCAUAGCCGCCCAGCUGCUCCAAUAGGAACGGCACAAAGGCAGAGUGCGGAUUUCUUCUUUGCCACGUUGGCGCAUCGGGACCAGCGGGACCAGCGGGACCAGCUACAAUGGAUAGAGUGGCUUGAGGAGAGUGUCACUCGCUGGCCUUUCAGACUUGAAGGUUGGUUUCACCUGGCCAAACACCUCACGUCGGAUCCACGGGAACGUCCCCGUGCCAUUCACGCCUGGCGGCGCGUCUACGUCUUGCCCCAGCGCAACCGCUGGGCGGCGCUGGCGGCGGUGGAGGCCUUGCAAUUUUUGGGCCGUGGCGAUGAAGCCGACCACUUGCGGAAGGGUUUAUCAGACUUGAUGCCUGAGACUGAGAAGAUCUGGGAACCACAUUUGCAGUCUGUCCCUGCACCGAAGUCCAACUUUCAUAGUGAUUUUCAAAUGGCCAGGCGGUUGCUCGAAGAUCAUUUGCCCCGUAUCCGCAAUGAACUUGAAGUGCGCCACAAGAAGCUACCCGCACCAAAGUGCGAAGGUGCAUUCUGUGAACAGAUCUUAUUCAAAAAAAUCGAUACCUUUGCCAGCAAUGUUUCAUCGUCAACUUGCAUCUUGCCACAGCUGUGUCGCACCCUGCAAGAGGUAGAAACACAGCACGGACUCCACGUGUUGGCAUCCUCCAUGGUCGAAGCACAUGAUCCAACGGCACCAGUCACGCAGUUUCCAGGGCGCCUUCGACUUUGGUGUGCAAUGAUGCACUUCUUGGAUUCCUGCUUCUGGCUGGAUGAAGGGGUCUCCUUGAAAAUCAGUUCCUCCAGCUCACCACAAUUUUUUGUGGUGGAUUUUCGCGACCCAACUUACGAAGAAACCGAUCUGGACGGAGACACUUUCCACAGCCUGCUAUGGUUGCAAAGUCUCCUCACGCGCCUUGGUGAUGCUUCAAGCUCUACUGGUCUUUUGGAAGCGAAGCCAGCCAGAUUUCAGGUGCGGGAAAGUUGGGGAAUGAAAGAGAUGUAUAUGUAUGCACCUUAUGUAUCCAGCUUCAAAGGUUCCACUGGUGAUUCCAAGCGAACAAGACUGACUUUCAUUUGUGAAGCAGCGUGAAGUCUGUGAAGCAUCGGACGGUUUCGGCCUUGG
Messenger RNA from Cladocopium goreaui, 1353 nucleotides. NCBI's taxonomy places the organism in Eukaryota, Dinophyceae, Suessiales, Symbiodiniaceae. The record is from the annotation of a GenBank genome assembly.